Molecule: messenger RNA, 861 nt
Organism: Pocillopora damicornis (cauliflower coral)
Lineage: Eukaryota; Metazoa; Cnidaria; Anthozoa; Scleractinia; Pocilloporidae
Product: SUMO-conjugating enzyme UBC9-A
Source: RefSeq, a predicted model, not a curated record
UCGAAAGAAAAAGUCGUAGCUGACAGUGAUUGCAUGACUUCUGUACAACGUCCGAUUAGUUUUUGCGUUUUAUUGUCUUCCUUUGUACUGAAAAUUCGACUCUAGGAAAUUGAUUUCGUGUAGCUAUGUCUGGCAUUGCUUUGGGCCGUUUAUCAGAAGAGAGAAAAGCUUGGCGUAAAGACCAUCCUUUCGGAUUUGUGGCCAAACCGCUCAAAAAUCCUGAUGGUACUCUAAAUCUGAUGAACUGGGAAUGUGCGAUCCCUGGAAAGAAAGCGACUCCAUGGGAAGGAGGUUCUUUCAAACUGAAGAUGAUAUUUAAAGACGACUACCCAUCCUCUCCACCAAAAUGUAAAUUUGAUCCCCCAAUUUUCCACCCCAAUGUUUACCCAUCUGGCACAGUGUGUUUGUCUCUUCUGGAUGAGGAAAAAGACUGGAGGCCUGCAGUCACUAUAAAACAGAUUUUAUUGGGAAUUCAAGACUUACUGAAUGAUCCAAACAUAAGAGAUCCUGCUCAAGCAGAAGCUUAUACCAUCUACUGCCAAAACAGAUCAGAAUAUGAGAAACGAGUUAGAAGUCAAGCUGCAAAGUUCUCAAGUACAUAGUGAAUAAAGAAAAAUAGAAGACACUUCGCUAACAGACAUGUGGUUUCAUAAUGACUGGCACGAAUUGGAUUUAUUUUUUUCUCCAUUUAUGAACUGCGAUGGGGAGUGGAACAAGAAUUAAUCCAUAACUGCUUUAAUACCACGGCUGUUGUUGUGAAUUGGAAGGAGCUAUCGUGUCUGUUAUAGUAGGAAGUUUCACAGUGUACAGUUCAACUAACUUAUGCUACAAGACGGAUAAAGUUGACCCUAAUCUAUGUUA